GACACAUUGCGGCAAACUGGCAAAGUGAGUUUAGUCGUGUUGUGAGGAAUAGGUGUCAUCUUAGAAGUGUCAUUCUCGUGUUGCUACGAUGGCUGAUGAAUAUACCAACGGGGCUCCAGAGAACGGGAAUGUACCGGAGAUUGAAUUGAUCAUCAAGGCAUCAACUAUCGAUGGCCGCCGCAAAGGAGCUUGCCUCUUUUGCCAAGAGUACUUUAUGGACUUGUACCUGCUGGCUGAACUCAAAACCAUUAGUCUCAAGGUGACAACAGUUGACAUGCAGAAACCUCCACCUGACUUCAGGACCAACUUCGAAGCAACACCACCACCAAUCCUUAUUGAUAAUGGUUUGGCUGUAUUGGAAAAUGAAAAGAUUGAACGGCAUAUCAUGAAGAAUGUUCCUGGUGGCCAUAAUUUGUUUGUUCAGGAUAAAGAAGUAGCUACAUUGAUAGAGAACCUCUACAGUAAAUUGAAGCUGAUGCUAAUUAAGAAAGAUUCAACGAGCACCCACAGUCUCCUAUCACAUCUUCGCAAGAUCAAUGACCAUUUGGCUCGUAAGGGUUCUCGCUUCCUCACAGGUGAUACGAUGUGCUGCUUUGACUGUGAACUCAUGCCGCGACUGCAGCAUAUUAGGGUUGCAGGGAAAUACUUUACAGAUUUUGAAAUUCCAAUGGAAUUGACAGCACUGUGGCGCUAUAUGUACCAUAUGUAUCAGUUGGAUGCAUUUACACAGAGCUGCCCAGCUGACCAAGACAUUAUAAAUUACUACAAGCAGCAUAAAGUGGAAACCAAUAAGCCUGGAGCAAUGAAAAUGAAGAAACAUGAAGAGCUAGAAACACCUACAUUUACAACAUCAAUUCCUGCUGAAAUAUCCCUUGAAGAUUAAACCAGAUGCAGUGCAUAGGAAAGUGAAGCAGAAGUUGAUCAGUGCAUUUAUUUAGUAGAACGAAUAAAUUAAGGUGUAGCAGCCAGUGCUGCAGGACAUGAAGUGAACCGUCAAAUGCAUCUUAAUUUUUAUUUUUCUAUGCAUUUACGGCUGUGCAUUUAAGAAUUUUCUACACACCCCGAGAUGCACUAUGCCAUUUUGCUGAAGUUAAGUAAUUUUGCCAUUAACGUAGAGGACAUUUACAGCAAUUGUUAGUUCUAUUGAAUUUCUGAGACAGUGACACGGUAGUGUAUUUGAUAAAUUCGUUCAUGUACUGUGAAUUAAUCAGUUGGCUAUUUCACAAAGCUUUUUUACUUUGUGAAUAUGAAAGGAUUGUCUUACUGACAGUCAAAUAAGGCACCUACAAUUUGAUAUUCAGUUUUUCUCAGUGUUUUAUUCAGUAAUACAAAUUUUUAUUUUGCUGGAAAGCAAUAAAGUUCAUUAUAUUUGUAGAAUUUUAAUAUACAGUAUUUAAGUUGUUUUCCUGUGUGUAUAAAACAUCACAUGUUUUGUGUCAUUGUGUGAACUGUAUUUAAGAACUUUUGUUUCAUUACAUGGAAUCACUAAAAUUUGAGUCCAUUGCUGUUUGAUAAAACAGAAACACAUGAAUUUUAAAUCCAUGUAGUCUACUAUUAAUCAAAUACAUGAACAAUUGAGUCUCUAA
Schistocerca nitens (vagrant locust) is the source of this 1586-nucleotide messenger RNA. It is a transcript of the gene Clic, whose product is annotated as chloride intracellular channel exc-4. The coding region runs from base 89 to 883 and encodes 264 amino acids. The transcript is spliced from 6 exons. Gene Ontology annotation, biological process: chloride transport. Gene Ontology annotation, molecular function: chloride channel activity. NCBI's taxonomy places the organism in Eukaryota, Metazoa, Arthropoda, Insecta, Orthoptera, Acrididae. The record is from RefSeq and is a predicted model, not a curated record. Gene Ontology annotation, cellular component: apical plasma membrane; cytoplasm.